Messenger RNA from Microthlaspi erraticum, 1947 nucleotides. The record is from the annotation of a GenBank genome assembly. NCBI's taxonomy places the organism in Eukaryota, Viridiplantae, Streptophyta, Magnoliopsida, Brassicales, Brassicaceae.
AUGAAUCCAUCACAACAACACUUACCAAAACCCUGUCCUAAGCGUCUAUUCUUCUUCACUCCAGUCUUACUCUUUUCUCUCUAUUACAUCCUCACCACUAUACAAACCAUCACCAUCUCUUCUCCCCAAUUUCCUCACCAAUCUCCACCACAGCUUCAAGAACCUUCCAUAUCCCAUCACUCAUCUCUUCCACAACCUUCUAUAUCCCAUCGAUCCUCUCUUCCAGAACCAUCCAUAUCCCAUCAGUCCUCUCCUUCAGAAAACAAAUCAUCAUCAUCUUACUUUCCACUCUGUCCCAAGAACUUCACCAACUACUUGCCCUGCCAUGAUCCAUCAACGGCACGACAAUACAGCAUUGAGAGACACUACCGGAGAGAGAGGCACUGUCCUAACUCAGCACACGAGAAAAUCAGGUGUUUGGUCCCAAAGCCCUCUGGUUACAAAACGCCUUUCCCUUGGCCUGAUAGUAGAAGCUACGCUUGGUUCAGAAACGUUCCGUUCAAGAAGUUGGCUGAGUUUAAAAAGAGUCAGAAUUGGGUUAGGCUUGAAGGAGGAGACCGCUUUGUUUUCCCCGGAGGAGGAACUUCCUUCCCCGGUGGCGUGAAGGACUAUGUUGAUGUGAUCAUGAGUGUUUUGCCUUUGGCUUCUGGGAGUAUCAGGACUGUUCUUGAUGUUGGAUGUGGAGUAGCAAGUUUUGGAGCCUUUUUGCUGAACUAUAACAUCUUGACAAUGUCAAUAGCACCAAGGGACAUACACGAGGCUCAAGUUCAGUUUGCAUUAGAACGUGGACUCCCUGCUAUGCUCGGUGUACUAAGCACUUAUAAACUGCCUUACCCGUCCAAGUCUUUCGACAUGGUCCAUUGUUCAAGAUGCCUUGUCAAUUGGACUGCAUAUGAUGGUCUUUACUUGAUGGAGUUGGAUCGUGUUCUACGUCCUGAUGGAUACUGGGUGUUGUCCGGACCACCUGUGACAUCAACUGUUAAAUCCAAGAACCAGAAGAGAGGUUCCAAAGAUUUGCAGAAAGAGAUGGAGAAACUAAAUGAUGUUUUCACAAGACUUUGUUGGGAGAAGAUUGCUGAAAGAUAUCCAGUUGUCAUCUGGAGAAAGCCUUCUAAUCAUUUUCUAUGUAGACAAAGACUUCAAAAAGCUCUCAAGUUUCCUGGUUUCUGCUCUUGUAGUGACCCUGACGCUGCCUGGUACACAGAGAUGGAGCCGUGCAUCACUCCUCUUCAAGAUGUCAAUGACACACCCAAGACCAUUCUCAGAAAGUGGCCUGAGAGACUAAACCACACGCCUCAGCGAAUCAAAACAGGAUCAAUACAUGGAGUGACCAUUUCAAGCUUCAAAUCUGACACUAACCUGUGGCAGAGAAUAGUUGUGUACUAUGACACUAAGUUAAAGUUUCUGAGGAAUGGUAAAUACAGAAACAUAAUGGAUAUGAACGCUGGUUUAGGCGGUUUUGCAGCAGCAUUAUUCAAAUAUCCGAUGUGGGUUAUGAAUGUGGUUCCAUUUGAUCUCAAACCCAACACACUCGGUGUAGUGUAUGAUCGUGGACUCAUUGGAACGUACAUGAACUGGUGUGAAGCUUUCUCUACAUAUCCUAGAACCUAUGAUCUGAUUCAUGCUAAUGGCGUUUUCAGUUUGUAUUUGGACAAAUGUGACAUUGUUGAUAUACUCUUAGAGAUGCAAAGGAUUCUUAGACCAGAAGGGGCUGUUAUAAUACGUGACCAUUUUGAGAGAGGGCAUGAACCAUGCAAAAUACGAGUCAAUAACUACUUCAACCUACGGUGGGUUGAGUAUAUCAAACCUGCUUUGGAAGAUGAGUACCUCGCCAUGUUAGCGAAAUCACAGUUUGGGAGGCUGAUGCACAUGGGGAAUCACACUUUCCCUGUGAACUUUGUGCACUAUCUUUUGUCCAGGCAACUAGUGACGGAUAAAAAGUUUUGA